Molecule: messenger RNA, 1518 nt
Organism: Saccostrea cuccullata (small rock oyster)
Lineage: Eukaryota; Metazoa; Mollusca; Bivalvia; Ostreida; Ostreidae
Product: signal peptidase complex subunit 3-like
Exons: 5
Coding region: 29-568 (179 amino acids)
Biological process (GO): protein targeting to ER
Cellular component (GO): signal peptidase complex; membrane
Source: RefSeq, a predicted model, not a curated record
GAGCACUUCCGCUUUCAAUCUCUCCAAAAUGAACACAUUUCUAUCCAGAUUGAAUACAAUAUUUGCCUUCACGCUCAGCGUGAUGGCAGCAUUAACGUUUUGCUGUUUUCUUACAACAGCAUUUAAUUCACACAAAACAUCGGUCUACCUUGGUACAGGAAAGGCGAUUGUAAAAAAUGUUCCUGACUACAGUGCAAACAGAGAAAAGAGCGAUCUAGGCUUUGUUGUCUUUGACAUGACAACUGAUUUAACAAAAAUAUUUAACUGGAAUGUAAAACAACUAUUUUUAUACCUAACAGCAGAAUAUGAAACACCAGAGCAUAAAUUAAACCAAGUUGUAAUUUGGGACAAAAUUAUCAGAAGGGGAGAGAACUCCAUGCUGGAUUACAGAAGUAUCAAUACAAAGUAUUAUUUCUGGGACUACGGGAAUGGACUAAGGGGGAAUAAGAACAUCACUUUGACUCUGUCCUGGAAUGUCAUUCCCAAUGCUGGCACCCUACCCAAAGUAAUGGGAGAUGGCUCACACAAGUUUAAGUUUCCAGAUGAGUACAGUCCAAAUCGAUUCUAGUCCGGUACGUAAUGGAGGGGGUUCACAAGGCAGCGAUAUACAGAUCUGUGUGGACGGCUGGUCUAAUUCCUCGUUAUGUGUAAAUGAAGUGCUUUAUUUCAUGGAGGCCAUUUUGUAAAAUUAAAAACAUCAAGAGGUUAUUGAAAUGAUUUUUUUUUUUAAAAAAAUAGAAGAUUGUUUAAAAUGAUUUUUUUUAAAAAUGAAAGUCAAGUUUUGGUAUUUCAAAGAAAAAUUUUAAUACAUGUACUAUGAUUUGUUUGUAUGUAUUUAGUGUUUAGUUUUCAUGAGAAUGUUAUGAGAAUGUUAUGAAAUGUAAGUGUAAGAAUGCUUUGUGAGUACAUGUAUUUGAACUGUGAAUCUGUACCUGAGGUGAUGGUAUUGUGCACGGUGUUUUAAUUAUUUGGUGUGUAUGUGAGUAUAACUUCCAAAGGAUGUGAUUUUUUUUUGAGAGAAUGAGUGAGUUAAAAAUCUUGAUAUAUUAAACCUACGGUGAUUCAUGUUUGUGGAAAAGAUUGAGUAUAUGUACAUGUUUUGUGUUCAUUUUAUUUAGUAUCAUCAAAGUUUCAAUGAUGAAAUGAUUGAUUGAUGCAAUUUAUGGAAAUACAUGUAUUGCGUUGAAUUGAGAAUUUGAAUUUGAAGAAAAAAUAAUUUACACUGUAUACCUGAUGAAUCAAGAACAAGUAUUCAAAUGUAAGCUUUAUAAAGGAAUUAUUCCUGAGACAUCAGUGUACACAUGCAUGUUUUUUAUCGAGAUUGUUUUCUAAUCAUUUACUGUGACUGAAAAGAACUUAUCUCCAUUUCUUAUGUCAAAGUACAUGUACAUUGUAGUAGUGUAUUAGGACCCUAAAGCUAUCAAAAUUUUUGGACUUGCAAUUUCUUCCUAUAUAUGCUUUUGGGGAAGAUGGAAGAGCUCAAAUAUGAAGGUAUUCCAAGUGUGAAAAAAAUAAAAU